Molecule: messenger RNA, 3075 nt
Organism: Rhinolophus ferrumequinum (greater horseshoe bat)
Lineage: Eukaryota; Metazoa; Chordata; Mammalia; Chiroptera; Rhinolophidae
Gene: UBE2Z
Product: ubiquitin conjugating enzyme E2 Z
Exons: 7
Coding region: 115-1185 (356 amino acids)
Biological process (GO): negative regulation of apoptotic process
Cellular component (GO): nucleus
Molecular function (GO): cysteine-type endopeptidase inhibitor activity; ubiquitin conjugating enzyme activity
Source: RefSeq, a predicted model, not a curated record
CAGCGGAGGGUGGGGACACUCUGGCCCGGCUCUCUGUGGUGCGGGAGCGAGAGAGAGCAGCGGCCGCUCUGGUCGGCGGACGUGCUGCCGAGGAGUCCCGGAAGCGAAGCAGCGAUGGCGGAGAGUCCGACUGAGGAGGCGGCGACAGCGACGGCGGGCGCCGGGGCAGCGGGCCCCGGAGCAAGCGGCGUCGCUGGUGUUGUUGGCGUUAGCGGCAGCGGCGGCGGGUUUGGGCCGCCUUUCCUGCCGGAUGUGUGGGCGGCGGCGGCGGCAGCGGGCGGGGCCGGAGGGCCGGGGAGCGGCCUGGCUCCGCUGCCUGGGCUCCCGCCCUCGGCCGCUGCCCACGGGGCCGCGCUGCUUAGCCACUGGGACCCCACGCUCAGCUCCGACUGGGACGGCGAGCGAACCGCGCCGCAGUGUCUACUCCGGAUCAAGCGGGAUAUCAUGUCUAUUUAUAAGGAGCCUCCUCCAGGAAUGUUCGUUGUACCUGAUACUGUUGACAUGACUAAGAUUCAUGCAUUGAUCACAGGCCCAUUUGACACUCCUUAUGAAGGGGGUUUCUUCCUGUUCGUGUUUCGGUGUCCGCCCGACUAUCCCAUCCACCCACCUCGGGUCAAACUGAUGACAACGGGCAAUAACACAGUGAGGUUUAACCCCAACUUCUACCGCAAUGGGAAAGUCUGCUUGAGUAUUCUAGGGACGUGGACUGGCCCUGCCUGGAGCCCAGCCCAGAGCAUUUCUUCCGUGCUUAUCUCCAUCCAGUCCCUGAUGACUGAGAACCCCUAUCACAAUGAGCCUGGGUUUGAGCAGGAGAGACAUCCAGGAGACAGCAAAAAUUACAAUGAAUGUAUUCGGCAUGAGACCAUCAGAGUAGCAGUCUGUGACAUGAUGGAAGGAAAGUGUCCCUGUCCUGAACCCCUACGAGGGGUGAUGGAGAAGUCCUUCCUGGAGUAUUACGACUUCUACGAGGUGGCCUGCAAAGAUCGCCUGCACCUCCAAGGCCAGACUAUGCAGGACCCUUUUGGAGAGAAGCGGGGCCACUUUGACUACCAGUCCCUUUUGAUGCGCCUGGGACUGAUUCGUCAAAAAGUGCUGGAGAGGCUCCAUAAUGAGAACGCGGAAAUGGACUCUGACAGCAGCUCAUCUGGGACAGAGACAGACCUGCAUGGGAGCCUGAGGGUUUAGACCCUGCUCCCUUCUCCCUUCCCCCCACUUGAGAGUCCCAGCAAAGUUCCUUCCCCCUACCCCAGGGACGGAGAGGCACUGUGUAUCUCCCUCCAAACGUGACGUCAUCCUGCAAGAUGGCAAGAACCAAGCAAGCUUGGAUCCCAGGGUGUGGGAGUGGGGCGGCUGUUCCCCAUCUGACCUCCUUGGCUCUCGAGCAUCUGGGGCUAUGUUCAUCCCAUAUCAGGGGCCAAGGUACCUAUGCAGGAGCACCUAGGGCGAGGGCCUUUGGCAAAAACAAAACAACCAACACACCUCUCCACAGGGCCAGCUCCUUAGGGAUAGGUGGGAGACAGAAAUUGCAAUCCCAAGAGGGAGUGUGCCCAAAAUGAUUUAUGGGGAUACCUGGAAGGGAGCUUGGGGUGGGGGGUGCUGUCUGUGACACUUAAGCAGUCUGGGUGGUUGUCUGUCUGUUUUCAGUCUUGAAACGGCUUCCCAAUGCCCUUUUCCUCCUUGCCUCUCUUCCCCCAUUAUUUCCCAUGGGCCAGCAUAAUUUUGUUUUUCCUAAUUUAUAGUCACUGUUCUAGACAGACCAAAGAGAAGGAACAGUGGUGGAGUCUAGGCUGCUGAUCAGUAAGCUUUACCUAGCACCUGAGCACCUUUCUCUUCUGCCCUCCAUUCCCUCACCCAUUUCUAGAUUUAAGUCAGGAGGUAAAAUGUGACUGGGACUGAACCAAGGUUUUGGUCAAGCCUGCAGUCACCAUUAGAAGCUGAAAAUGCUGUUUCUUCCCGCAAUCACUGAUUUGAAAAGGUCCCAGCACAGGCAGCUGCUGUGUGUAUGGGAUAGAGCCACUACAUAGAAUAGUCUCUUACCGAUUUUCAUAAAUACUAGUCACAAUGAGGGUAUUUCUCCUGGGGGCGGGGUGGGGUGAGGGCGGAGACUGAUGCUAGUCCUUUGUAUUUUGUUCAGCUGUCCUUGCAUAUUUUCAUCCCAGCCUGUAGUCCCCACUCCUCACUUCAACGCCAAGGGACUGUGGAGAGCAAGGGUAGCCAAUGGCAGAGGAGAUUGGGCUGGAACUCGAGAGACUCUUCCCCUUCUCUCCCCUCCCGCCUUCCUCCCCCCCCCCCAGCUGCUCUUUGUCACUGGUUCUGAUGGGUGUUUGCCUGGCUGUGUCGCUUCUCUAUCUGUAUUUAGCUGCAGUGAUCCUUUAACUGGUUGGCUCAGAAAAAUGUGCUUUAGGUGCCCUGUGGUACUGGGCAUCGAGGGAAUCCACCCUUCCCCUUUUUGAUGUGUUCUGCCCGUUUUCCAGAUGAACUGUUACGGCUCCCAGUGGGGUAUCUGAUCCACGUGACGCAGUGCCCCAGUCAGUAUCUAGCCACGUAUUAGGGAAAGGAUAACUUGUACCUGCUCUGCCAGCUGCUAUGGAGGCCUCUGCCUUGUGGAUCAUGGGACUUCCCUGGGGAAGUUGGGAAGGGGGGUGGGCACAAAGGAGAAUGUCCUACUUGGGAGAGCAGGAAGCAAAGAAACUGGACAGGAAGGGGGUCUGGGGAACAGAAGUUUGUGUUGGAUACCUGAAGGCUGGGUCUUUACAAGGAGACUCAGAAAGGGACCCUGCUUCCAAUUUCCCUCUUCCAUUCCCAGAGCUAGUAGUACAGGGCUUAGAAGAAUGCCCUUGGUCUGUUGGUCCAGUGUUGUCUGUCAUCCAUUUUAAGUGUUCCCACUUUCAAGUGACAAUCCUCUCCUUGGCCCUGCCAUGGGCAGAACAUGUCUGGCAUACUUGCCUGGCUUAACGCCCUAACCUUGAGUUGAGGAAAUAUAUGCACAGGAGUCAAAGAGAUGUCUUUAUAUCUGACUGUACAUAAAUGAAGUUUUUUUUUCUUUUUGGUGCAAUAAAGUUUGUUUUGGCAGAA